AGCACAAGCGAGAUCAUCUCUCUCUCUCUCUCUCUCCCUCUCUCUCUCUCUCUCUAUACUCACACACUCUCUUUCAGUCUCUCAGUCUGUUCUGUGCUUGAGCCAGACGAGUGACUCUGCAGGAUUACGACACGAAGAGAUCUGCGGAAUCCCGGAGCACGAAUACAAGAAAGAUCAGCAGUUCCGGUAAGGGGAAAUCACCAUGAGUGUGAACAUGAAUGAGCUGACAGACUUGCUGGACAUGUUGAGGGAGCAGAACUUCUCCUUCCUGGAGGAGAACGGCUCCCGGCUGGAAACGAUGGUGUGCCAAAGUACUUUCAGCCAUGACGCCAUGCUCUACUCCCUCUCCAUCCUCUACAUGUUCAUUUUCAUCAUUGGCCUGGCUGCUAACACACUGGUUGUGUGGGUGAAUAUUCGCUCUAGCCGUGAGCGUCACGAAACACACUUGUACAUCCUCAACCUGGCCAUCGCGGAUCUGUGCGUCGUGGCAACACUGCCGAUAUCCAUCAUCUCGCUUAUCCAGCAUGGCCACUGGCCAUUCGGUGAUGCCAUGUGUAAGAUCACACAUCUCAUCUUCAGUGUCAACCUCUUUAGCAGUAUCUUCUUUCUCACCUGCAUGAGCAUUGACCGCUAUCUCUCUGUGGCUCGCUUCAGUGAUUCCCAAAGCCCUAACAAGAGAAGGUGGACCAGGCAGGUCAUUUGUGUGGGAAUCUGGGUUUUGGCACUGCUCGCUGCCCUACCAGAUACUUACUUUCUCCAGGCAGUCAAGUCCACGCACUCAGAUAUAACCGUGUGCAAGUCCAUGUACCCAGCUGAGAAGUUGCUUGAGUGGACUGUCGGUGUCCAGCUGAGCUUCAUUGUCCUAGGCUUUGCCAUUCCCUUUCCAGUUAUUGCUAUAUUCUAUGCUCUUCUGGCCAGGCUGAUCAGCUCCUCAUCGGACCAGGAGCGUUGUGCCAGCCGACGCCUCGUCUUCACCUAUAUAGUGGUGUUUUUAGUGUGCUGGCUACCCUACCAUGGCACAGUACUUCUGGACACUCUGGCACUGCUCAACAUCCUGCCACUGAGCUGCACAUUGGAGAACACACUGUAUGUUGCGCUGCAUGUAACUCAGUGCCUCUCACUGCUACAUUGCUGCAUCAACCCAGUCGUGUACAACUUCAUCAACCGCAACUACCGCUAUGACUUAAUGAAGGCCUUCAUCUUUAAGUAUUCUACCAAAAGUGGCCUUGCCAAGCUAAUCGAUGUUACACGUGCCUCUGAGACCGAGUACUCUGCUGUCGAGAGCCAGGGCCCUCUGUGAAGAAAUUGCUAACUGACUUUUUGCUGUAAACUCUGCUGACCCUCUGUAUUGGGUGGAGAAACACAUAAGGGGCAGUUAGAAAGAGACAGAGCUCCUGAAACAGCGUAUGUUUUUUAAAGGACUAUAAAAUAUUGUAUUUGUUAAAGACAUACUGUACAUCUCUAUAUACAAUAGAAUUGUAUUUUUUUAUUUUAAGUGAUUUUAAGAGAUGUAAUGACAGAAGCACUUGUACUCAGUUGAAGGGUAAGCCAGUAAGCCUCAGCAUUUGACUGGUCAAGCAUACAAGGUCAUGGGGUCAGUCGAAAUCCGCUCCCCCAGAGGAGACGCUCAGAGAACACACAAAGCCUCAGGGCCCUUUUUGACCUCGGGGCUGACCCUGUCUCAGUUUAUCUGUACCUUUCGGGCCACCUUUAGGCUGACUAUCGUGGCAUCACAAGUGUUUAGCCAAUGGACCAAGGCAUAGUUAAUAAGGAGGGACACAAAAGACCAAAGCAUGGGGAGCUGAAGGGGACAAGGUGAAAAUCUAAUUAAGAGAAGUUGUCAAGAAAUGUCUGAAUUGCUUGCAUGUGUUAUUGUAUAAAUCCAGCUGUAGAAAACCAGAUAUACUUUUUUAAAUAGAUGUAUGCUUUGUAAAUACUAAGGAAUAUUUAUAUAUUCAUCAUUGUGUAUGUUUAGUGUUUUGACAAGUUUAAAUGUAUCUUUGAAAUAAACCUUGAAAACUUUUGAAAAAA
Molecule: messenger RNA, 2031 nt
Organism: Silurus meridionalis
Lineage: Eukaryota; Metazoa; Chordata; Actinopteri; Siluriformes; Siluridae
Gene: ackr3b
Product: atypical chemokine receptor 3b
Exons: 2
Coding region: 203-1300 (365 amino acids)
Biological process (GO): angiogenesis; G protein-coupled receptor signaling pathway; vasculogenesis
Cellular component (GO): membrane
Molecular function (GO): G protein-coupled receptor activity; coreceptor activity; chemokine binding
Source: RefSeq, a predicted model, not a curated record